AUGCCGCUUUCCAGCACCUGUCAAAAUUGUGCCAAGUCCAAGGUUCGGUGUGUACGAAGUAGUGAAGAGUCGGAUAUCUGCUCUCGGUGUGCGCGCUUAAACAAACAAUGUGUAUAUCGUGAGACCGGUCGGCGCUUCAAGGGGUUCAAAAAAGAUCGGCAGAUUGAAGCUCUGGAGUCAAGGAUCAAUGAACUCAUGACCCACUCUAAAUUAACUCCAGCAAACCAAACAACCCGUGGAAAUGCUACACACAGCCUGAACGGAGAAGAAACAGACGAAACCAGGUUGGACGUCAUUGCGCAAGGUCUAGUCAAUAUGGAAACUGCGCAGUCGUUGAUAGAUCUCUAUAAAUCGGACAUGAGGUUACAUUUUCCAUUCGUCGUUAUCUCGUCGCAGGUCACGGCUUCAGAUCUCCGGCAACAGAAGCCAUUUCUCUUUCUGGCCGUACUUGCAUCCGCGGCAUAUUCCAACAUGCCACUUCAGAGAUUGCUAGGCAAGGAAAUAAGAAAGGUCAUUGCUUCUCGCAUGGUCCUGCACGGAGAGGUUUCGUUUGAGCUUCUACAAGGAAUGCUGGUCUUUCUCGCUUGGUCCCAUUACCAUUCACGACCCCAUCGCUACACGCAGUUCCUACAGUUGGCUAUAGGCCUUAUGAUCGAGCUACGGCUGGAUCGGCCACCACAGACGAAGACAUGGAAGACGGCGCUCAGAUUCAACACGGAAUAUGCACUGGACGAUGAAAAAUAUGUUCGACCAUCCUGGGGCCUAGACGAGCAGAGAGCAGUUGUUGGGUGCUAUUACCUGUCAUCCACGUAA
Molecule: messenger RNA, 813 nt
Organism: Aspergillus caelatus
Lineage: Eukaryota; Fungi; Ascomycota; Eurotiomycetes; Eurotiales; Aspergillaceae
Product: Zn(II)2Cys6 transcription factor domain-containing protein
Exons: 4
Coding region: 1-813 (270 amino acids)
Biological process (GO): regulation of DNA-templated transcription
Cellular component (GO): nucleus
Molecular function (GO): DNA-binding transcription factor activity, RNA polymerase II-specific; zinc ion binding; transcription cis-regulatory region binding
Source: RefSeq, a predicted model, not a curated record